GAUUCAGUGAGGCCGAGGCGCACUUGCUUCAUUGGCCAGGGUUGAUAACACUGAGAGGAGCUGUCAGACUGAAGACAUCACCGUGCCACUUUUAGCUCCUGUCUAUGAACGCAGCUCCCGACACGGCCUGUUUAUAGCUUCUGGCCCCGGGAUGGCGCGGCUGUGCCCGGGCUGAACACAUGAUGGCUGAGACGUGGGUUUCAGAGAUUAUGACGCAGGCCCUCGGGUGUUUGCAGGCCUUCAGCUCAGAGUUCGCACUGGAGUGGGAGAGCAGUGACAUGAAAGCUGCGAUAUUUAAACUGCUCCUGGGUUGGAUCGUGCUGAGUCUCACUGCUAUCCUGCUGGCUUGGAAGAGCUACGGACCCACAGUCAAUAGUAUCUACUACCGGCAGGGCAUGGGCGGACAAAAUGGAGGAACCCCGGAGUACCCGGCUCGUUUUCCCGUAUGGGAGAGUUCAAGCACUGAAUCCUUAAAAAGGCACCAAGAAUGAGCACGAUCUUAUCAGGACUCUAUCCCAUAAUGGAGACUUCUGUCCAUCUGAUCCGUAAUAUUGCAGGGCUCUGUGCCUGAAGCAGAAUGUUCUGAUCUAUAUUACCACUGGGUGAGGCAGCUGUACCAUCAGAAUACACACAGUGGGCUGGAUUAGUUCACAAACUGAGCAUGUGCAGGACAGUUACUACCUCCAAUGGAUGACUUCAUUAGGGUUCUGAUCACUAAAUAAUAAUAAUUAUGAGUGUUGGAUGAAAUGACUCAUUUUGUUGACAUCAGGGCUUAUUUCAUUCUCUGUCCACAAGUAUCAAAAUGAAUUGUUUUGUUACA
Molecule: messenger RNA, 820 nt
Organism: Xenopus laevis (African clawed frog)
Lineage: Eukaryota; Metazoa; Chordata; Amphibia; Anura; Pipidae
Gene: tcta.S
Product: T cell leukemia translocation altered S homeolog
Biological process (GO): osteoclast fusion
Cellular component (GO): membrane
Source: RefSeq, marked provisional